Macrosteles quadrilineatus (aster leafhopper) is the source of this 1494-nucleotide messenger RNA. Its product is annotated as piggyBac transposable element-derived protein 4-like. The transcript is spliced from 2 exons. NCBI's taxonomy places the organism in Eukaryota, Metazoa, Arthropoda, Insecta, Hemiptera, Cicadellidae. The coding region runs from base 1 to 1494 and encodes 497 amino acids. The record is from RefSeq and is a predicted model, not a curated record.
AUGUCAAAUCGCUUUGAUGAAAUAUUUUCAAGCGAAAUAGAUCGUUUGUUGGAUGAGAAUAGUGAAUCAGAGAUAGACUCGGAUAAUGAAAGUGAAAGUGGCGACGAACUUGUAAAUAUUGCACUUGAGGACUUCCGUAGUGACAUUGAAGACGAGAGUGUAAGCUUAGAGGAGGUAGGAUGCAAUGGCAGUGUUUCAUUUAUUGAUGAUUUAGGCCUAGAUGUAACUGAAGAGAAUGAUUUGCCUCAGCCUAUGUUAGGCCUAGAAAUAGGCCUACCGGUAACUGAGGAAAAUGAACUCCCUCAGCCUAUGUUAGGUCUAGGUGUAACGGAGGACUUGUCUCAGCCUAUGGAUAUUGAAGUAGGCCUAGGUGGCGAAGGAGAGCGUGGCCAAGCCAGAAAACUUGGAGACAAUCCUAGUGCUUUCCAGUGUCUGGAGGCAUUUCUGGGAGAAGAAUUUUUUGCCAUGGUUUGCCAGGAAACUAAUGACUAUGCCGCAACACAACUGGCCAAACCUAACCGAAGAAAAAAAUUUGAUGACGAUAAGUGGCAACCGCUAACCAUCCCUGAGCUAAAGGCCUAUUUUGCCUUAUAUAUUUUGAUGGGUCAAGUGAGAAAACCCACCAUAAAAAUGUACUGGACAUCCAGAAAAAUACUUGAAACACCCAUAUACGCUGAGGUGAUGACAUACCAGCGCUUCAAACUUAUUUCAAGAUUUCUUCAUUUCGCAGAUGAAGAGUUUGCUGAGCAAGGAGACAAGCUUAAGAAGCUGAGGCCUGUUAUAUCCUACAUGCAAACAAAGUUUAUGCACACCUACACUAUGAAUCAGACUCUAGCGAUCGAUGAAAGUCUUGUGAAGCUAAGGGCACGGUUAUCAUACGUUCAGUUCAAUCCCAAAAAAAGGGCCCGUUUUGGCAUAAAAGUUUAUAAACUUUGUGAAAGUGCUAGUGGUUAUUGUGGUGAUUUCAAGAUAUAUACAGGAGAUGAUAAGGCUCCUAACAUCCCAGCUAGUGAAGCUGUGGUUAUGCAAUUAGCUGAUUCAGUACUUGAUUUAGGCCAUAUUUUGUAUAUCGAUAACUGGUACAGUUCUCCUGGGUUAUGUAAGCGGGUGUUAGAGAGAAAAACACAUGUUGUAGGCACAGUAAAUCUAGAAAGAAUUAACAUGCCAGAAGAAUUUGAUUCUGCAAAUUUGGAAAUAGGGCAAGCGAUUCGUCGAAGCAAGGAUGGCAUCCUAGCUGUGAAAUGGAAGGAUAGGAAAGAUGUACAUGUUCUUUCAACAAUACAUGCUGGAAUUGAAAUGACUGUAGAUAAAGUGAUUCAAAGGAAAGGUAUAGUGUCGGAAGUGAUAAAGCCCAAAAGUGUGAUAGAAUACAAUAAGGGUAUGCUUGGUGUAGAUGUACAGGACCAGAUGUUGGCCAGCCAUCCCAUCAUGAGAAGAACUAUAAAAUCAUACAAAAAAACUGUUUUUUUAUCUGAUGGACAUGGUAAUUUUUAA